AUGAGCCCACCGUCGGUGUCUACGGAGAUUUGGGAUACAGACAUUGAUUCUGAUUCCCAGUCUGAAUCUAUGGACGACUCCUCACGAAGUGUUCGCUCGCUUGACACCUCUAGUGUAACCACCGCUUCUACCCCUGAUGAUAUCAAGACUCCCGACUCCACUGGACUGACUGCCUUCCACUUUCACAUUGAUGAAAACCCAAUAUCCGGUCCGGAAGGUCCUCAUCUUUUUCGCAUGUCAAACGGGUCGAUGGACAUCAAGUCAACAGUUGAAAUCGAUCUGAUCUUCGAUGAUGACGCAGUCAGCGAUGCUAUUCCUUACUAUACCUCCGCAUCUACCUUCGAGCCUGAGCGAAGAGACACACCUGUUCCGAGUGUACCAAAUCCAAGUACGCCACUUCAGACUGUGGUAGAAGACUCAUCAGACCUUGAUGAGACACGGGUAGCGAGUUGGAACCCUCAGAAUGUUGUCAGCUGGUUGCAGAAGCUGAAUUUUGAUGAAGGUGUAAUUGAGAAGUUCUUUAUCAACGACAUUUCUGGCACAAUCCUAUUGGAACUUCAGCAAGAAGACCUGAAGGAGCUUGACAUUCACUCCUUUGGCAAGCGCCAUCAAUUGAUGGCUUGCAUUCGAAGCCUCCGCCACGGCGCUUUCUCGAACGAUGUGCCACCAGCCCUUCCAUCAGAGCCUGUCUCACGAGAGCCAACCCCUCAUUCCACAACAGCCGACGUGGGCUCCAGAAGCUGCAGUGCUACUCCAGUAGCCUGCGAAGCGACUUCGCCCCAAACGGAAAACGAAGAUCUUCACCAGCGCCGUCAACGAAGACGCCGCCGCGCAGGAGCUCUUGGUCCCAAUGAUUCAGUCUCUAUUGUUGGAAUUGAGCAGGCAUUCCCCAAGCUUCACAGGUGCUCAAAAGGCGAGGACUGCCGCAAGUGGCAAAAACAAUACGCCCGGCUCACCCGCCUAGGUCAGGACCUUCCUGCCGAGACUGUUGGUACCCCGAUGGUCAUCACUGGCGAUCCUGGAAACCCGUCGUGCGCCCGCAACCUCAUCAAGACUCCCAAGUCCGAGAUAACUCCCUCUAUUGUCGCAUCGUCGGAUGUUCUUGGUCCAAACCAAGUGUCUGAAUUACCCUUGUCUGAAAAGCAGCUCCAUGAAGUCGAGCCUCGGGAUCCGCAGGAGAACGUGCGUAACUUCUUAAACUUCCAACGCCUGAGCCGAUUGCAACCUGCGUGUGAUCCCGCAACUCCCCCAAUCGAUACUUUUCCUUCUCCCGAGGCCGACUCACCCGGUACUCUUGCCGAAAACCUUCGCAAUCUCCCGAGGCUUCGCAUCCCGAGCGGCCAUGGCCCAUCACCAAGAAGCGCUAGCGCUCUCUCUGGUCAACGCACUAUUACUCCUUCAGUGCUUCGGAAAAAGGCACCAUUCCAGCAGCCUUCCGCUGAAAAAAACAGGACUCCAUAUGUUGAACUCUUCUCACCCUCGGACUACUAUCGCCAGGACCCCCACUAUGGACAAUCCUCUCCCAUGUCUGAUGUGGAUAUUCCUAUAACUGCGAUUCCAUUCGGCCCUAUCGAGCGCAACUUUUCGCAAUCAGUGCCCCCAGAUAUGCGUUUCGGAAAUGGAGUUCAUCGCACAGCGAUUGACCCAAUUGAUCGACCCGAAUCUACUAAGGUUGAUAACCACAGACGCAAGAUUUCCCAUCCCUUAGGCCGUCUUGAUGAGGGCCGGAUGAUGACGCCCAUUGAGACGCCAGAGGACUUGGAGCAGACUCCCCGUGCUGGUAACUACCGAUUCAACCCAUUCACCGUUUCUGGUGAAGCCACAGACGACAUCAUCCACAGCGGAUGGAUGAAGAAGCGCAAAACCACCCGUCUUCUGCGACACGAAUGGAAUGAGCACGCUUUUGCUUUGCGGGGCACCCAGCUUGGCAUGUUCACAACAGAGGAGGCUGCUCAACAGGAUUCGAAAGCCCUUGAGUACAUUGACAUCGAUGAUUACGCUGUGGCUUGCUCAUCGCUUGCCUCAAGCUCCAAGUUGACCGCCGCGUUCAAGAAGACUGUCUUGAAGCGCACAGAUGACACUCGUGGAGGGACAGCCUUUGCUUUCUCGCUGAUUCCGUCUCCCACGAGCACAGCUUUCGCUGACAGGAAGACGAUUUUUAACAACGGCCCCAAGUCGCACCACUUCGCAGUAAAGACCCGGGAUGAGCGCAUCGAUUGGAUGCGCGAGCUCAUGCUGGCCAAAGCUCUUCGCCGAGGUCGCGAAAGUGGUGCAUCCCUCAAUGUCAACGGCAAUGCCAUUUAA
Molecule: messenger RNA, 2304 nt
Organism: Penicillium longicatenatum
Lineage: Eukaryota; Fungi; Ascomycota; Eurotiomycetes; Eurotiales; Aspergillaceae
Product: SAM and PH domain-containing protein
Exons: 2
Coding region: 1-2304 (767 amino acids)
Molecular function (GO): protein binding
Source: RefSeq, a predicted model, not a curated record